Molecule: messenger RNA, 483 nt
Organism: Salvia hispanica
Lineage: Eukaryota; Viridiplantae; Streptophyta; Magnoliopsida; Lamiales; Lamiaceae
Product: germin-like protein 8-11
Molecular function (GO): manganese ion binding
Source: RefSeq, a predicted model, not a curated record
AUGGCCGGCCUGAACCGGCCGGGACCCUUCAACCCGUAUGGCGUCACCUUCAGCUUGGCAUCGGUAGCCACAACACCGGGGUUCAACACCCAAGGCCAAACAUCAUUAUACGCAGAGCUUGCGCCGUACGGGAUCUUCCCGCCUCACAUUCACCCUAGGGCGUCAGAGAUCAUUUACGUGAUAGAAGGCUCGGUCGAGGUGGGAUUCGUAACCACGUUCCCAGACUACAAAUAUUACAGCAAAGUUAUCAAGAGAGGCGAUGUGUUUCUCUUCCCGGUCGGCCUCGUCCACACCGUGCGGAACGUGGAUAGAGGGAAGAGCGUCACGCUUUCGUCUCUCAAUAGCCAGAAUCCAGGGAUUGUUUUUCUCCCCGACUCUCUUUACGCGGCCAAGCCGCCCAUCAACAGCAGUUAUCUUGCCAGAGCGUCUAAGCUCGACGAGAAUACCGUCAAAGAUUUGCAGACAAAAAUGUGGUUUGCUUAA